Molecule: messenger RNA, 1346 nt
Organism: Bombina bombina (fire-bellied toad)
Lineage: Eukaryota; Metazoa; Chordata; Amphibia; Anura; Bombinatoridae
Gene: RGS1
Product: regulator of G protein signaling 1
Exons: 5
Coding region: 39-629 (196 amino acids)
Source: RefSeq, a predicted model, not a curated record
GCCCAUCAGUACACAGGUCAACAACAACUUUCAACAUUAUGCCGGGGAUUUUCUUCACUCACAGCAACCCUAGUGCUCUUAAAGAGGCUGACAAAAAAACAGAAGAAAUGACUCCAAAAAAGAAAAAUUUUGUGGAUCUUAAAAACUACCUGAAAUCUCUGUUGCCCCAUCUUGAGUCAAACAUUAAGCCAGCAAACACAGAAAAAAAUGGCCUUACUCCUGAUGAGAUUAUCCAAUGGUCCAUGUCUUUGGAAAAACUCCUUUCCAACCCAGUUGGACAAGCUGUCUUUCAAGAUUUUUUAAAGUCAGAGUUUAGUGAGGAGAACAUUGAAUUCUGGCUGGCGUGUGAAGACUACAAAAGAACAAGGGCCUCAGAUGAAUUACGCAGCAAAGCUGACAUUAUUUAUCAGGAAUUUAUACAGCCAGAUGCUAAUAAACAAGUUAACAUUGACUUCAUCACUAGAAAUUUAGUUACCAGCCAACUCCUUGAACCAAGUCCAAAUGUUUUUAAUGAAGCCCAGAAAAUGAUAUAUGUUCUCAUGGAAAGAGAUUCCUAUCCAAGAUUUUUGAAAUCAGAAAUAUUUUUGAACUUUGCUGAACGGUUCCAAGGAAAUUGUGCUCGAGGAUGAAUAGCAAAAAAAAUGGAAUGCAACGUCACAAACAAUAAAUCAGUGUAGAACUUUCUACAUUAAAAAGGAGACUACAGCAGAGCUGUCCCAGGAAGUCUAGUGUGCCUCAGCUGUGAACAAAGAUCUAAGGGAGGAGUUGGAACCAGGAAACCAGGACCAUUGCAUGUAAGAUGAUAAAAAAAGAAAACUUCUACUAAAGAAAUGUGGGUCACCACUAGCAAUCAGAUGUUUUUUUAGAGACGUUUUGGGAUUUCUAAUGAGAAAUUUUCAUCAUCAAGUAAAGUAAAAACAUGAACAAAUGUACUCUCAACAGAGUACCAAGCAAAUGGCUGUUUGAUUUCUACUUUACAAAAAGACUUUAUGCAAUGGUAAAGUGCAAUGUAUUAAUAUGUUAAACCAUAUGGGUUACUAAAAAGAAAAAAAUGUGCAUAUGAACUAUGUAUGUAGCAAACUUAUCACAUGUAUAAUGUAAAUAUUUUAUACUAUUUUAAACUGGGAUGAUUUUGCAUCUUGAUAUUACUAUUGUUGAUAUUUUAUUAUAUUUUAGUUAACAAAUGUUAUAAUGUUAAAUAUUCAUUUCAUGUCAAUAUUGAACAGCAUAUUUUUUCAUUUAAUAUGGCUUAAUGUUGCUUUAUUUAAAGUGUAUGUUUACAUUGUACAUUAAUUUAUAAAUUAUAUAUAUAUUUAUAUUAAAACAUAUUAAACUUCAAUUUCAUA